AUGUCUGCCCACAUGACCCCUGUCACUGCUAAGGACGCUUGCCCCCCUGCUGGUCCUUACUCCCAGGCCAUCCGCGCCAACGGCCAGCUCUUCGUCUCCGGACAGAUCCCCGCUGAUUCCACCGGCUCCCUGGUCGAGGGUAACAUUGGUGUCCUGACCCAGGCCUGCUGCGACAACAUCAAGGCUAUCGUCACCGCUGCCGGAUCUAGCGUUGACAAGAUUGUCAAGGUCAACGUCUUCUUGACUGAUAUGGCUAACUUCGCCGAGAUGAACGCUACCUACGAGAAGUUCUUUGUUCACAAGCCUGCUCGUAGCUGUGUUGCUGUUCAUCAGCUGCCCAAGGGUGUUCCCGUUGAGAUUGAGUGCAUUGCUCUUGAGUAA
This is a messenger RNA of Penicillium angulare, 381 nucleotides long. RefSeq lists its product as uncharacterized. Bases 1 to 381 code for a protein of 126 amino acids. Gene Ontology annotation, molecular function: deaminase activity. The record is from RefSeq and is a predicted model, not a curated record. Gene Ontology annotation, cellular component: mitochondrion; cytosol. The transcript is spliced from 4 exons. NCBI's taxonomy places the organism in Eukaryota, Fungi, Ascomycota, Eurotiomycetes, Eurotiales, Aspergillaceae.